AUGGAGGCGGAGGCGCGGGCUCUGCGCGCGGCCGGGGGCUUCGGCCGGGCCCGGCGCCUGCUGGCCGCCGCCUCGUGGCUGCCGUGCGUGGCGCUGGGGCUGGCGCUGGGCUCGGGUCCGCUGCUCACCGCGCUGCCGCCGCACCACUGCCGGCCGGACCCCGCGCUGCUGCCCCCCGCGCUGCGCGCCCUCCGCGGGCCCGCGCUGCUGGACGCCAGCGUGCCCCGCCUGGGCCCGGCGCGCGCCCCGAGCCCCUGCCUGCUGCUGCGCUACCCCGAGCCCGCGGCCCGCGCCCGCCCCAACAGCACGCGGCCCUGCACGCGUGACUGGUGUUCCCCGUAGUGGAACCUCGUGUGUGAGGACGGCUGGAAGGUGCCCCUGGAGCAGAUGAGCCACUGCCUGGGCUGGCUGCUGGGCUGUGUCCUCCUUGGUGCAGGCUGUGACCGGUAUGGACGUCGGGCUGUGUUUGUGGCCUCCCUGGUGCUGGCCACAGGCCUGGGGGCCAGUGAGGCCCUGGCCGCCAGCUUUCCUGCCCUGGUGGCUCUGAGGCUGCUUCAUGGGGGGUCCUUGGCGGGCUUUGGCCUGGCCCUGUACGUGGCUCGUCUGGAGCUGUGUGACCCCCCUCACCGCCUGGCAUUCUCCGUGGUGGGUGGCCUCUUCUCGGUGCUGGGCACCCUGCUGCUGCCCGGCCUGGCCCUGCUCGUGCAGGACUGGCGCCUUCUGCAGGGGCUGAGCGCCCUGGUCACGGGGCUCUUGCUCCUGUUCUGGGGGUUCCCAUGGCUGUUCCCGGAGUCUCCCCGCUGGCUGCUGGCCACGGGACAGCCAGCCCGAGCCGGGAAGAUCCUGGGGCACUUUGCGGAAGCCGGGGGCGUGGACCCCGAGGACAGCUCGGAGGAGGAGAGCUCCCUGGCUAUGGGCACAGAACUGGAUAUGCUGGGUGCAGGGGGCCCCCAGCCCCAGUACCACUCCGUCCUGGAACUCCGGCACACCUGCGUCGCCUGGAGGAAUGGACUCAUCCUAGGCUUCAGUUCGCUGAUCUGUGGGGGCAUCCGAGCCAGCUUCCUGCGCAGCCUGACCCCGAGGGAGCCCACCUUCUACCAGCCCUACUUCCUGGGCACUGGCCUGGAAGCAGGAGCCAGCGUGUUCCUGCUGCUGACGGGGGACCGCUGGGGACGACGCCCAGUCCUCUUGCUGGGCACCCUGGCCAUGGGCUUGGCGUCCCUGCUGCUCCUAGCCGGGACCCAGUACCUACCAGAAUGGACCCUGCUGUCCCUCUCUGCCCUGGGCCUCCUGGCCUCCCAGGCCGUGUCGGCUGUCAGCGCGCUCCUCGCCGCAGAGGUCCUCCCCACGGUGAUCAGGGGGGCCGGGCUGGGCCUCGUGCUGGGGGCCGGCUUCCUGGGCCAGGCGGCCGCCCCCCUGGCCGACCUGCCGGGCCGGCGCGGCUUCUUCCUGCACCACGUGGUGUUCGCCUCCUUCGCGGUCCUGGCCCUGCUGCUUGUGCUGCUGCUGCCCGAGAGCCGCGGCCGCGCGCUGCCCGUGUCGCUGCGGGACGCCGACCGCCUGUGCCACGCCCCCCUCCGCCGCCCGGGCCCGGCCCGCCUGCCGCUGCUGCCGCCCAUCCCCUGCCCGGUGGGGCAGCCGCUGGCCCAGGAGAACUGA
Messenger RNA from Enhydra lutris kenyoni (northern sea otter), 1659 nucleotides. Its product is annotated as solute carrier family 22 member 31. Gene Ontology annotation, biological process: transmembrane transport. Gene Ontology annotation, cellular component: membrane. Lineage: Eukaryota; Metazoa; Chordata; Mammalia; Carnivora; Mustelidae. The record is from RefSeq and is a predicted model, not a curated record. The transcript has 9 exons. Gene Ontology annotation, molecular function: transmembrane transporter activity.